Messenger RNA from Ascoidea rubescens DSM 1968, 294 nucleotides. RefSeq lists its product as uncharacterized. The transcript has a single exon. NCBI's taxonomy places the organism in Eukaryota, Fungi, Ascomycota, Saccharomycetes, Ascoideales, Ascoideaceae. The coding region runs from base 1 to 294 and encodes 97 amino acids. The record is from RefSeq and is a predicted model, not a curated record.
AUGCGCCCGUGUUUGAAAUGCACCAUUUACGACUGCACGUUUUGGGGCGACCCCUUCGUGGCACGUUUUUCCACGUCCGUCCGGUUGGACAACCAUUCUCGUGCUCAUUGCAGCUGUAGCUUUGAAAAAGCCAACUGGAUCUUGCCAGACGCCAGCCUAAUGUUGUUUCCAAGCGUCAUCCACGACAAUCCGAAACCAAAUGCCAAUAUUCAAGAGUCAUGGAAAGAAAGACCAGAGAGAUCUGACGAAAAUCUCAGGUUUCAAAGGUUUCUAUUUCCAAAGCAGCACAAUUAG